GUCAUCACCUUUCACGGAAGUCAGAGCUGUGACGAUGGUGGCCUUGUCGGUUUAUCCGCAGGAAGAGAAUAAUGUUUGCUUUCAAUGAAAAAAUAACACCGCGUUAGAAAAGAACAGCCGGUGUAGUUUUCUCUGCGGAACCUGCGGGACCUUGGAGCGCUCAUCGGCGGCCUAAACGGGCGCUGGACAAGAAAAUACAAAAAUGUCCCUCUUCCAGUCGGCACUGGAUUUCUUAGCCGGGCCCGGCUCAUCCGGAGCGGCAAGCCGGGACCAGAACGACUUCGUCGGCCAAGUCGUAGAGCUCGGUGACAUGAAACUGAGGAUCAAGAGGGUGAUUGCUGAAGGGGGCUUUGCCUUCGUGUAUGAAGCCCAGGACAUGAGCAGUGGGAAAGACUACGCUCUGAAGAGGCUUUUGUCCAACGAGGAGGAGAAAAACAAGGAGAUCAUACAGGAAGUCUGCUUCAUGAAAAAGCUGUCCGGUCAUCCAAACAUGGUUCAGUUCUGCUCGGCCGCCUCAAUCAGUAAAGAAGAGUCCGACACGGGGCAGGCCGAGUUCUUGAUCCUCACUGAGCUGUGCAAAGGUCAGUUGGUGGACUUUAUAAAGCGGGUAGAGCAGAAAGCGCCUCUGUUGUGCGACACCGUGCUGAAAAUCUUCUACCAGUCGUGCCGCGCCGUGCAGCACAUGCACAAACAGAAACCUCCAGUCAUCCACAGAGACCUCAAGAUUGAGAACCUCUUGAUUAGUAACCAGGGCACCAUCAAGCUGUGUGACUUUGGCAGCUCCACCACAGUGUCGCAUUAUCCUGACUACAGCUGGUCUGCACAGAAGAGAUCUAUGGUGGAGGAUGAGAUAACCAGGAACACGACUCCAGCGUACAGAACACCCGAGAUGAUCGAUCUUUACUCCAACUUCCCCAUCAACGAGAAGCAAGAUAUCUGGGCACUUGGGUGCAUCCUCUACUUGUUGUGUUUCAAGCAGCAUCCUUUUGAGGACGGAGCCAAACUGCAGAUUGUCAACGGAAAAUAUUCCAUCCCUCAGAACGACGUCAAGUACACCGUGUUUCAUGACCUCAUACGUUCCAUGCUAAAGGUGAACCCCGAGGAGCGGCUGUCUAUAACAGAGCUGGUGAACCAGCUGCAGGAGAUCGCUGCAGCACGCAACGUCAACCCCAAAUCGCCCGUCACUGAACUGCUGGAGCAGAACGGAGGGUUUGGAAACAACGGAGCACAGCUUCCCGUGCAGAUCCACGGCAUCCAGAACAACGCAGGUGUGUAUGAUCCGGAUCAAGCAGGAAGUGGAUUCUUAGAUAUCUUGAGGGGGGGGACGGAGCGCUUCCUGACAAACAUCAAGGAUACGUCCUCUAAAGUCAUCCAAUCAGUAGCCAGCUAUGCCAAAGGGGACCUGGAUAUUUCUUACAUCACCUCCAGAAUUGCAGUCAUGUCUUUCCCAGCAGAAGGGGUGGAGUCUGCCAUAAAGAACAACAUCGAGGAUGUCCGUCUGUUCCUGGAUUCGCGUCAUGCCGGUCACUACGCUGUUUUCAACCUCUCUAAACGAUCUUACAGGUCGUCUCGAUUCCACAACAGGGUUUCUGAGUGCAACUGGCAGGUGCGGCGUGCCCCCAACCUCCGCAGUCUGUACAAUGUCUGUAAGCACAUGCAUCAGUGGCUCAAACUGGACCAGAGGAACAUCUGCAUCGUGCACUGUCUGGACGGCCGAGCUGCAUCAGCUGUGGCGGUUUGUUCGUUCCUGUGCUUCUGCCGUCUUUUCUCCACGGCUGAAGCGGCUGUUUACAUGUUCUCGAUGAAGCGCUGCCCACCUGGUAUAGCACCUUCACACAAGAGGUACAUAGAGUAUAUGUGUGACAUGAUGGCGGAGGAGCCCAUCAUCCCUCACAGCAAACCUGUGAUUAUUCAUUCCAUCGUCAUGACGCCCGUGCCGUUGUUCAACAAGCAGCGAAACGGGUGCAGGCCCUUCUGUGAAGUUUAUGUUGGAGAAGAGAGAGUCCUCACUACUUCACAGGAAUAUGACAGGAUGAAGGAUUUUAAGAUGGAAGAUGGGAGAGCAGAGAUCCCCCUGAAUGUUACGGUCCAAGGAGAUGUCCUGGUGGUGAUCUAUCAUGCGAGAUCGACGCUAGGUGGACGUCUACAGGCAAAGAUGGCAUCCAUGAAAAUGUUCCAGAUCCAGUUUCACACAGGCUUCGUGCCGAGAAACGCAACGACCGUCAAGUUUGCUAAGUACGACCUGGACGCCUGUGACAUCCAGGAGAAGUAUCCAGAUUUGUUCCAGGUUAACUUGGACAUCGAGGUGGAACCUAGAGACCGACCCAACGCCAGGAGUCCUCCAUGGGAGGGCUUCCAAACCAAGGGCCUCAACCCCAAAAUACUCUUCUCGUCCCGGGACGAACAGCAGGAGAUCCUCAGCAAGUUCGGUAAGCCCGAGUUGCCUCGUCAGCCUGGUUCUUCUACGUUUUACGACUCAGAGUCGUCGACGCCAGCUCAGACUCCAGACAGGCUCGACUCAACGGAACCAGAAUCUCCGAUGAGCAGCGAGGCCACGGGCAACUUCUUCCAGACGCUGGACUGGGAAGACCGCCGAGGCUCUCAGGAUGCUCCAGAUUUCCAGGAAGGAGGAUCCCUGAAUGACCAGGAGGACAUGAGCGAUCAGUCGGAGGGGGAAUCUUUUUCUGCUCCCAGCUUGGACACUUUAUCGCGGGACCACAGUGAACAGCUGCUCGAUGCGGAUUUCCAGACGUCGCCUCCUGCACCUCCAGAACCUCCUCGCAGUGACACUGCUGACCUCCUGGGGUUGAAUUCUGACCCGGAUCCCCCUACCGUGUCCUCAAACUCGUCCCAGGCUCCUAAUCAAGGAGAUCAGGGAGGAAUGAAAGCGGCUUCCAGCAACGGUGAUCUCCUCAGUGACUUGUUUGCGCCCCCUGCUGGUCAGACAGGAGCAGCACAAGAGGAUUUAUUCUUCAGCGAUCCGACCAAUGGCACCACUCCAGACUCCAAACCUUUGGGUGACCUGUUUGACCCGUUUGGGGUGGGUUCUGGCUCUGGUGUUGGCUCCAGUGUCGGCUCAUCUCGACCAGCUUCUGGACCGGACCUGUUUGGAGACUUGUUGGGUUCAGAUAGUUCAGCAACUAGUGGGUUCGGCUCAGCCCACGGUGGCACCACACCCGCCUCCAACACCAGCCUCUUCAACCUCAAUAAGAUUGUCAAAGAUGCCCCGAAGAUGACGUCAUCAGCCAGUCAGCCGGACCUGCUGAGUGGGUGGGACAGCUGGGCGGCUCACACCGCCGCUGGCGUCGGCAGCACCACCAGCAAACCCAGUUCUACCAGCACAGCUCCUGGUGCGUCCAUGUCAAAGGCCAAGUCUCAGACCUUUGACCCGUUUGCAGACCUCGGUAAUCUGGGCUCUAAUCUAGCAGGUUCAUCCAGCAGUCAUUUUUCUGGGCCUGCCUUCACCUCAAAGGCUCCUCCUCCUCCUCCUCCUUCCACCUCCUCUUCCUCCUCUAGUAAGCCUCAAUCCCAGGCCUGGCAGUCUGGAAGACCCGCAGCAGCCCCGAGUAAACCUUGGAUGUCGGCGUCUGGAUCAACACCGUCCCAGCCUGCCGCUCCACCGCCCUCCAAACCCAACUACAACCUCCACUUCUCCAGUGUGAUCGGUGGGCGGGAGGAGCGGGGCGUCCGCGGGCCUGGAUUCGGCCCCAAACCAAAGGUGAAGGAGGACGACUUUGAGGACCUGCUGUCCACUCAGGGCUUCGCUUCGAGGCCGGAUAGGAAGGGACCGAGGACCAUCGCCGAAAUGAGAAAACAGGAGAUUGCAAAAGACACGGAUCCUCUCAAACUACAGCUUUUGGACUGGAUUGAGGGCAAGGAGCGAAACAUCCGAGCGCUGCUGUCCACGCUGCACACGGUGUUGUGGGAGGGCGAAACCCGCUGGAAGCCCGUGGGCAUGGCUGACCUGGUGACACCUGACCAGGUCAAGAGAUACUACAGGAAGGCUGCGCUGGUUGUCCAUCCAGAUAAGGCUACAGGUAAGCCUUACGAGCAGUACGCCAAGAUGAUCUUCAUGGAGCUGAACGACGCCUGGUCAGAGUUUGAGAACCAGGGAUCCAAAGCACUCUUCUGAACCCCCCGUGACCAAACCACAUGAGGGUUAAACUGGUCUAGAUGGGACAGGACUGGGCCCACAUUGGGUCAUUAAGCCUCUGAGAGGUGUCCUCUCCACCGCUCCCUUCUUCCUCCUUUACCUCCCCCCCGCCCCAUCCAUGCCUGGCGGUGAUGAAACAUUCCCACCGGCUCUAAGCUAACAUCGUGAUUGUUCUCGAACUCACCGCCUACCUGUGCGACUGCCUGAGUGGUGCUGCAUAAAUCGAGAGGAGGACGGGCGAUCGAGGUGAUGACUAAAACAGAAUCUUCCAUGUUGGUGGUGAGAUAGUGCUGUCUACCGGCUCGGCGGUGUAAACCGCUCAGCGUGGAAACAUGAAAGCUCGCCCAGAUGAUGGACAACAGAAGAAGAAACACCUUCUAAGUGCUGCUGCUGCACGCGUUCGGACCACCUCUACCUUCCUGAGCCGUUUCACUGCUGAACACUAGAGCUGCUGCUUUUACUGCUCCAUCCUGAAAUGUCCUUUUGGGAGUCCCGUAGGAAUCCAGUCAGGCGGUCUGUUAUUGAAGUGCUCUUCGUUCCACACUGUGCACGCUCUUCUACACCAAACCUCUCAACCGCAGCAGGUCGGCGUUCCUGACCAGGAGCAUCCAGGUUUCAGUGGCGCUGUAGCAGGACGUCUGCAGGAACAGCCACCCACCUGCCCAGUGAUCACUGCUCUUUUCUUUUCCCCAAGCAUCUCCAUCAUCGUUAAGAGUUCUGUUCUGUCUUUAAGCUCCGCCCACUUCCAGUUCACAUCACAAAGGAUACAGAAGUGUCUGGUUUUCUCACUAUUGACCUAAAAUAUCACUUCAGUGUAAAUUAUAUGAUCGUCCAUCAGGUGGCUUUGUGAAGAAUCCAGUCUGCAGGCUGGAUUGUGUGAGUGUGUGUAUGGAAGUGUAGAAGUAGGUGAGCAUCAUGCUCUCCAGCUUGUUCAUCAUCUGAUUUUCUUCUUGCUCUUUCCUGACUUUUCCUCACGGACCAAUCAAAUCACUUAGUUUCUUAUUUAUUCUUAAGUUUCGUUGAAGAUCUGAGGGUAUAUUCAUCAAAAUGAACGGCACAAGUUGAAAAUUCAUUUAAUAUAUGUAUAUAAGUGGAACGUGUGGGUCACCUUGAGCCUUUGUUGCUGUUUUCAUUCCAAAGCAUCAGAUGUUAAUAGAAUGUGCUUUUGCAGUCUGUCUGUGGUUUAGUCCUCUAACGUCUUCACUUUUCCCCUUUUUAAGGUGGAAGUGAAGUUUCUUGUGCUGUGUCUGGGGGGGGGGGUCAGAGGUGAAUUACUGAUGCUUGAGACGUGGGUCGUGGUGGUGAACACCACUCAUCAGCAGUGUUUACUGUACCAAAUGACAUCAUACUAAUAUGAAUGUAAAUUUAAAUGUAAAAAGAAAUAAAAGAACAUCUUUUGAUCUGA
Molecule: messenger RNA, 5558 nt
Organism: Nothobranchius furzeri (turquoise killifish)
Lineage: Eukaryota; Metazoa; Chordata; Actinopteri; Cyprinodontiformes; Nothobranchiidae
Gene: gak
Product: cyclin G associated kinase
Biological process (GO): regulation of clathrin-dependent endocytosis; protein phosphorylation; positive regulation of Notch signaling pathway
Cellular component (GO): cytoplasm
Molecular function (GO): ATP binding; AP-2 adaptor complex binding; protein serine/threonine kinase activity
Source: RefSeq, a predicted model, not a curated record